Messenger RNA from Brienomyrus brachyistius, 2188 nucleotides. RefSeq names its product v-maf avian musculoaponeurotic fibrosarcoma oncogene homolog F (gene maff). The record is from RefSeq and is a predicted model, not a curated record. Gene Ontology annotation, molecular function: DNA-binding transcription factor activity, RNA polymerase II-specific; RNA polymerase II cis-regulatory region sequence-specific DNA binding. NCBI's taxonomy places the organism in Eukaryota, Metazoa, Chordata, Actinopteri, Osteoglossiformes, Mormyridae. Gene Ontology annotation, cellular component: nucleus. The coding region runs from base 262 to 741 and encodes 159 amino acids. The transcript is spliced from 4 exons. Gene Ontology annotation, biological process: regulation of transcription by RNA polymerase II; regulation of epidermal cell differentiation.
AAUUCCGGGAAAAGGCGAACUGACGUUUUUCUGCUGUUGGGUAACGAGCUUAAUGUUUUUCUCCACGGAUCAAGUUCGUGCGACGGUUCUUGUAGACUAAACUGAAACAUCGGACAUUAAUCCCGAUUGUCUUUAGAAGAAAAUAAGGGAGCGCCCGGCCCACGGCUCCCUUCCUGCUACACGGCCGCUGACGCGCAGUCCGCCCCCAGUCUGCAAUGAGUCUGCAAAGGCAACAUCUACGACCCACUUGCGAGGCGCAUCAUGACGUCUGACAGCAGAGUGAGCAAAGCGCUGAAGGUGAAACGGGAGUGUGGGGAGAACGUGCCGGUGCUGUCGGACGGCGAGCUCAUGUCCCUGUCUGUGCGCGAGUUGAACAUGCACCUGCGGGGGCUCUCGCGGGAGGAGGUGCAGAAGCUGAAGCAGCGGCGGCGGACGCUGAAGAACCGCGGAUACGCGGCCAGCUGCCGGGUGAAGCGCGUGUCGCAGCGCGAGGCUCUGGAGCAGCAGAAAGCGGAGCUGCAGCGCGAGGUGGAACGCCUGGGCGCCGAGAACGCAGGCAUGCGGCGCGAGCUGGAAGGCUUGGGCGCGCGUCUGGCCGCGCUGCAGCGGUUCGCACGCGGGCUGGAACCCGGCUCCGGGAGCCUGAUGGCCGUGGCCCCACGCCUCAACACCGCGUCGGUCAUCACCAUCGUGAAAACGCCGCCGCAGGGACAUGCGCAGAGGGAGCAGAGCAGCUCCUAGGGCUGGGGACAGAACCGGACCAGUGGCAGGAGCACAAGCAUGACGUCCGACACACCAGCACACACAGAUACCCACAACACAGACAGAAACAGGAUUGCUUGCAACCGCGCGAUCGAGUGAGACAGGCCGCAGCGUAGACACUGAUUUCCUUAGUAUCAACAGCUGCAUGUUAGUGAUGAUGUCGCAUUUUACACGGGUAAUUUCGACGCGGCUCCUAUAGAAAAUUGACAGUGUGUUAUCUUGCCACCUGGCAAAUCCCGAUCGGAGCGACGGGUCACAGUGUGAUUAUUGGUAUUCAGCGCAGUGCACUUCGGCUCUCCAUGCGUGCAACACCAUUCUCGAUUUGAGUUAGGAUUGUAUCAGUUAUAGUUUUUCUUCGAGAGGAGCCGGAUCGUCACGGCCCUCUGUCUUGGAGGACCUGUCAAGGCAACUGUAACUGGUUCUGUCAGUGCGAGUUAAGAAUAUGUUCCUCUGUUUUGUUUGUUUCUUUUCCUGUGUUUUGAAAAGCGGCAUUUAUCAGUCGUUUUAUUUUGGAAUCGUAUUUAAGAUUGAAGUUAAAUGGCAAACCUGUUCCGUGAUCAAAGUAAAAAAAAAAAACAACGUAAUAUUGAGAUGUCGUUCAUGAUUCUUAAACUUGCUAUUAAUAUUAGGAAUAUGUGUUGAGUACAAGAUGUUUCUUUUUGAGGGGUCUAUAUUAUAUGAGAGUGAGCAUUUGUAUUGAUGUUAUUUAUGUACUUUUGAGCAAUUGGUGGACAUGAGGGUGACGCCACAGGAAGUAAAGGAAUGAAUCAAAUUCCAGAGAGAGAGAGAAAGUAGAGAGGGUACAUGUGGUGAGGCAACGAGAGAUGAAGGCACUUGGGAUGUUUUAUCGAUGGUGACGGAAAAGGACACGAUGGUGUGGUGAGUCUGUAGCCCUUUCAGAAUUAACAGAUUUUUCUAACCAAUCAAGACAAAUGUCUUCCCUGGGCUCCAGGAAAUCUGACAUUGAUGAGUACUUGCAUUUAUAGGAUGCCAAAUAAGUUCACUGUAUGUCGUGGGGGAUUUCCCUUAAGGUGGAAAUUGUAAUAUUAUUUUUUUUUUGUCCUUUUAGCAGAUGUAAUUUAACUUGGAUUUAACCAGCUUUGCAAUUUGGUUCCUAAAUAAUAUAACCAUCAUAUGAUUUGAGUUAAUUUAACUAUUGCAGAGAAUGUCAUUCUUGAGAGUUUUAUUCAUGUGUAAUUUUCUGUUAUGGCUCUGUAAGGAUUUGAUUAGAGGCGCAACUUAAAGUGUUUAGUCCCAUUAAUAAGAAACAGAAACCACCUUUAAUUAUGCACACGCUGUGGGAUGUUUUAUAAGGCUCUGGAAACAAAGGCAUUCUUGUUUGUAUUUAUUGUAUGUAUUUUUUUCUAUUGGUGAAAUAGAAGUACUUUAAGUAUUUUAUAAUUAAUAAAUGUAUAUAUUGUAUAUA